Molecule: messenger RNA, 998 nt
Organism: Eucalyptus grandis
Lineage: Eukaryota; Viridiplantae; Streptophyta; Magnoliopsida; Myrtales; Myrtaceae
Exons: 7
Coding region: 206-784 (192 amino acids)
Source: RefSeq, a predicted model, not a curated record
CCGCCCCAAAAUCAAUGACCCUGCUUUUUCUGCGCAUGGCUCCUCGCAAGUAGACUCUGCAACCCCAGAAAACUCUUCCCCUUCGGUCAUCGGCAAUGAACCAGAUCCCAAGAGAUGGAAGCAAGAGGGUGAGAAUGGAGGGAUUUUAGCUCCUGGGAGCAGAACGGUGGGCUAUGGGCAACAAGUCCACCUUCUGGCUGGGUGAAUGACGGGCAAGACCUCCAGGCAGAUCAAUCUGAUGUUGAGCACGGAUAAAUCGAUCUCUGAUCAGCCUGUCGCUAGUUCAGUUGAUACAUCCCUUAGUUUGGGUUUGGGCCCCUGUUCUCAUGCUGCUGAAGAUCAGAAAGAACUCAAGCAGUUAUUUGGAAUUGAUUUGCUUCACACAAAGACAGGCAAUGUCAUGAAUGAAGGAUCUCUGCCGAGUGAUCUGACAGAACAAGAAAAUGCGACUGUGUCAAGUGAAGCGGAAAAACUAGUAGCCAAGCAGAAGCAAAGAGCAGAAAGUGAUUUUGUGCCAAUGCAAAGCACUCGAGAUACAAAGACUGAACUAUUUACCUUCUCUCAAGUUGCUGAAAGUGAUUUUGUGCCGAUGCAAAGCACUCGAGAUACAAAGACUGAACUAUCUUCCUCUUCUUAUGCUGCUGAAGACCAGAAAGAGCACAAGCCGUUCUUUGGGAUGGAUUGGCUUCACACUAAGGCAGGCUAUGUCACGACCAAAGGAUCACUGCAGAGAAUUCCAAAAAAGAAGAAAAUGCAACAAUGUCAAGUGAAGAGGAAAAACUAGUAGCCAUGCAAAAGCAUAGAGCAGAAAGUGAUUUUGUGCCAAUGCAAAGCACUCGAGAUGCAAAGACUGAACCAUUUACCUCUUCACAUGCUGCUGAAGAUCAGAAAGGCAGCUUUUAUGAAGAUCAGAAAGAGCACAAGCCGUUCUUUGGGAUGGAUUGGCUUCACACUAAGGCAGGCUAUGUCACGACCAAAGGAUCAUUGCAGAGAAUUCC